AUGUAUCAUCAUUCAAGCCCAGCUCGCCCUCGUGACGAGUUAUACAUGACCAACACCAUCUCCGAAGACCUGAGCAAAGACGUUUCACAGGAGCAACCGAUUCCUGCUUCGUUUGGAGGGGGACCUCCACCUCCAUUUGAUGGUACAUCUUACAUUCCAAACCCUAGAACGAAGCAAGAAGAUCAGAAUAACCAGGACUACUCAUUACUGAUGCUGCAAGAACGGGAGAACGUCGCUCGACAAUACAAGAUGGCUGUGUCCAAGGGCAGCCGAUACCAAACAGUACUCGAGCCUGAUAUCCCUGUCCCUUCUUUCGGGCCGUCGGUAGUCAACAACCAAAACAUGCCAGGCCCUUUCCUGCCGGGUCCUGUCCCUUAUCAAUAUUCCCAAGACCCGGUGUAUGAAAGAAAUGCCCCUCACGGUUCUGCAAGGCACCGAAUUCAGAGUCCACAGUCUGUGGAAUCAUACGAUAUGGAUCCGCAGUAUUCAAACACCGUUCGUUCAGACACAUACACUCCUCAUAGCCAAGGAAGUGUCUCUUUGUCGGAGGCCAAUGACCUCAAGGCCCAAAUCGCAGCUCUUCGAGACAAGGUUCGGGAGCUGGAAGGAAAACCUGCCCUGCCCAUAGCAUCAAAGUAUCAGAUCCUUUAUCGAAUUGAGAAAGAUGGCACAUAUCCGAGUGACAAUCACAUGGACGACAGUGACGGUGGAUUCAACCCUAGGCACAGAGAACGCAGGCCCAGGUCUAGGUCGAGAUCUUGGUCCAGGUCUCCAUGGAUGGGGAUUUAUACCGACCCCCCUGAGCUCAUCCAGCGAAACAUGGGUGCGCCAUAUUUGCGCUGCAAUGAUUCACUGGUCAACUUCGAGCUGUACCUCGCUCUCAACAGAGACAUAUCUUUUGUAGUGUUCCGAAACUACAAAAGAAGGGCUGAGCGGCAGUCAUCGAACACAAAGUAUGGCAAACCAGAACCAUUCAGCGAGACCAUUUUCCCAGUAUCUGAAGAUCUCAAAGACGUCAUCGCAGAUUUCCUCAGGGGCAAAGAGUUUCAAUCCAUGCAAAACAACUACCGGGACAAGGGAGAGGUCCCGUCACCUUAUCUCUUCGUCUACCAUAACCGGGGUGGUGGAGAAUCAGAAAUCAAAGGAGGACUGAGCUCUGAGGCACAAAGACAAUUUGACCUCUUCAUGGACUAUGUCCAAGAGGCUUGCGGCAAAGAGUACACUGCAGCAGACCUGCUUUUUGAGAAAGGUAAAAUUCGUCCCGAAUACGUUCAAUAUCUGUUCAAGCCCAACCAAAUCCUGGUUUCGCACCAAAACAAGGAGCAUAUAGGUUUUGUAGCCAGGGACUGGCCAUCUCAAAGCCCAGACAUUGAUGGCACCAGCAAUGCUUGUUGGUGGAUCAGUGCCCAGACCUGGGACUUUGAUGGCGACUUUUAUAAAUACCGGACUAGGCUCAGUUUUGAGAUGCCAAAGCCACAGCGUGCCAUGGAGAUGCCGUCGUCGCCGGAAGUGGAGUAUUUGUCGUACGACUCUAGCCUUCCUCUAACAAACAGUGACAUAGACAAGGAGUGUGCUAUCACGGACCUUGCGGUAUUCCCAAUCAAGUAUGCUCCUGAUUUUCUCAUCCAGAAGCUUCAGCGCCGUGGGGAGAUUUUCUGGACAUUCCGCACACAGAAGCAUGUGUCCUAUCAGGCGACCGAGGAAGAGAAUUUCCAAACCAUGGCCGACGACCGAUACAUUAUAGAUAUGAAGACGUACAAAAGACUGCAUCCAGACACGACCGGGUAUUUGCGUGACACCCCACGCAAAGACACACUCGACGACCGAGCCAUGGCCAGAGAUCAACCCCCACCAGAGCCGUUCAGCAUGCUGAUGCCUCCGAGGGUGACUGGAUUCAACCUCCGGCGCAAGAAAUGGUUCGAUCUCUCCGUCGACCGCAUCUCGCAUGUCGAAUGGAACAAAGACGCCUUCGACAGUCUAGCCAUCGACUCCAAAUCCAGAGACCUUAUCGAAGCACUGGUGACCAACUACGUCGAGCCUGAAUACUCCGCCGAUCUGAUCGCUGGAAAAGGCAAUGGGCUUAUAUUGCUUCUGCACGGUGGGCCAGGAACAGGCAAAACACUGACUGCAGAGAGUGUGGCUGAGAUAGCUGAGAGGCCUCUUUACCGAGUCACAUGUGGCGACGUCGGCACCAAGCCAGAGGAAGUGGAGAAGUACCUCGAAUCCGUGCUACAUCUGGGCAAGAUCUGGAACUGUGUAGUCCUGCUCGAUGAAGCAGAUGUUUUCCUCGAGCAGCGCGGUCUGGAAGAUCUGAACCGGAACGCACUAGUAUCGGCAUUCCUGCGUGUGGUGGAGUAUUUCGAGGGGAUCCUGAUAUUGACCACCAACCGGGUAGGCACGUUCGACGAGGCGUUCAAGUCGCGCAUCCAGCUCGCACUGCACUAUCCUCCUCUCGGCGAGGAGCAGAGACGAAUCAUUUGGAAUACUUUUAUCAAGCGGCUAGAUGGGUUUGAUGAAGAUGCAAUUGACGUUAAGAAUCUUACGGGGAGCUUGGAUGUGCUUCAGAGGGAGAAAUUGAAUGGUCGGCAAAUUCGGAAUGCCAUCACCACUGCUCGUCAAUACGCGAAGUGGAAAAGGGAGGUUCUCACGUAUGAUCAUCUCAAGGAUGUGAUUGAGGUAUCUGCGAAGUUCGAUGACUACUUGGAGAACAUUCACCGUGGUGGUAUCAUGCAGUUUUGA
Molecule: messenger RNA, 2739 nt
Organism: Penicillium concentricum
Lineage: Eukaryota; Fungi; Ascomycota; Eurotiomycetes; Eurotiales; Aspergillaceae
Product: ATP-binding protein
Exons: 2
Coding region: 1-2739 (912 amino acids)
Molecular function (GO): ATP hydrolysis activity; ATP binding
Source: RefSeq, a predicted model, not a curated record